AUGGAUUCAUCGUCUGCAGUUACGCUUGAAUCACUUCCCUCGCUGUUAGCAGAGGAUAUCAAAGUCAAAGUUGCCGGUGUGGAUAGCGAUGGUAUCCUCCGUGGCAAGGUCAUGUCCAAGGAGAAGUUCCUCUCGGUGAUGGAGAAGGGAUUCGGAUUCAGUUCUGCUGUCUUUGGAUGGGAUAUGCAUGAUAUGCUUUAUACCACCGACGCUCGGAUUGCACCGCCUGAGUCUGGAUACUCUGAUUUCAUUGCGAUCCCGGAUCUGACUUCAUUCCGACGCAUCCCUUGGGAAGAAGAUAUCCCUUUCUUCCUGCUGCGCUUUGUUAACAAUAAGAAACCUGUUCCGGCUGAUGGGAGGAACAUGCUCAAGUCGGUGACAGACCGCUUGGCAGAGUCAGGUUAUCAGGCAUUAGCUGGAGUGGAACUAGAAUUCAUGAACUUCCAAACACCCUCGGAGAAUGGAUAUGACAUUCAAGGAUCGAAACACCUGGAUAUCGCUACCUACCUGGAGAAGAAUACUCCUGGUUCAUUACGCCCGCUCACGGCCGGGAUGUUUUCUUACAGUGCCACGAGGCCGGUGGCAAACAAGGGUUAUUUCUAUGACAUCUUCAAUAUCAGUUCCCAAUUCAAGUGUAAUAUUGAAGGGUGGCACACGGAAGGUGGACCUGGCGUCUACGAAGCCGCUCUGAAAGUGUGUAACGUGAAUGAGAUGGCCGACCGGGUCUCGCUAUUCAAGUUUCUCACCAAAUCGCUCGGGAUGGAGUACGGUAUAACGCCCUGCUUCAUGGCGAAACCGAUUCAAGGCCAAGCCGGAAACUCGGGCCAUAUCCACAUCUCCCUCUGUGAUCUUGAGGGUCAGAACGUCUUUGCCAGAGACGAAGAGGAUCCUAACGCACCUUGGCCUGACCUGGCAGGUGUCUCCGAAAUCGGUCGACACUUCCUCGCCGGCCUGCUUGAAGCGUUGCCGGACAUCAUGCCCUUAUUCGCACCGACCAUCAACUCCUACAAACGGCUGGUGGAAAACUACUGGGCCCCAGUCUACAUCAGCUGGGGUCUUGAAGAUCGGAUGGCGUCGAUCCGACUGAUCGCCCCUCCCGUCUGCAAACCCGGCGCGACUCGAUUCGAAGUCCGAAUCCCCGGCGCAGACCUGCACCCACACUAUGCCCUCGGUGCUUUGCUGGCUGCUGGUUGGCGCGGCGUGCAGAAGAAGCUCGAGAUUACGGUGCCCCCCUUGUCAGUCCUCCAGUCAAAGGGUGUCCGUCCAGAGCUCCUGCCAGACUCCCUCCACCAUGCAGUCCAGAGAUUCAAAGCGCCAAACAGCAUUGCCCGGCAGGUUCUGGACCCUGAAUUCGUGGAUUUCUUUGCUGCGACCAGAGAGCACGAGCUCAAGGUCUGGCGAGAGGCAGUCACUGACUGGGAAUUUAAGCGAUACAUUGAAACUGUAUAA
Messenger RNA from Penicilliopsis zonata CBS 506.65, 1449 nucleotides. RefSeq lists its product as hypothetical. The coding region runs from base 1 to 1449 and encodes 482 amino acids. NCBI's taxonomy places the organism in Eukaryota, Fungi, Ascomycota, Eurotiomycetes, Eurotiales, Aspergillaceae. The record is from RefSeq and is a predicted model, not a curated record. The transcript has 5 exons. Gene Ontology annotation, molecular function: glutamine synthetase activity.